This is a messenger RNA of Pterocles gutturalis (yellow-throated sandgrouse), 676 nucleotides long. It is a transcript of the gene DIABLO, whose product is annotated as diablo, IAP-binding mitochondrial protein. The record is from RefSeq and is a predicted model, not a curated record. NCBI's taxonomy places the organism in Eukaryota, Metazoa, Chordata, Aves, Pterocliformes, Pteroclidae. The annotation marks the transcript as partial. The transcript has 5 exons. Gene Ontology annotation, cellular component: mitochondrion. Gene Ontology annotation, biological process: neuron apoptotic process; intrinsic apoptotic signaling pathway in response to oxidative stress.
GCAAAGCUUCCCUGUCCUGGCCAGUAUUAGGAGACGCUGCCUCCCAGGCGUGAGUGGACGAUGGCACCAAGUGGUGGGCACAGGGCUGGGAGUGGCCUUGUGUGCCGUCCCCGUCGUGGAGAAGCAGGACUCGGUUUCUCUCAGUAAUGAUGCCUUGAUUAAAAGAGCAGUUUCUCUGGUAACAGACAGUACUUCAACGCUCCUCUCCCAAACAACAUACGCACUGAUUGAGGCAUUGACAGAGUAUACAAAGGCAGUUUAUACACUGGUGUCUCUCUACAAGCAAUACGCGAAUCUUCUUGGGAAAAUGAAUUCAGAAGAGGUGGACGCAGUCUGGCAGGUGGUAAUAGGAGCCAGAGUUGAUAUGACAACAAAACAGCAGUAAUACCUAAAGCUGGAAUCCAGCUGGAUGACAGCGUUACGGCUUUCAGAGAUGGCAGCAGAAGCUGCGUAUCAGUCAGGUGCAGACCAAGCCUCAGUGACAGCCCGCAGCCACAUUCAGCUGGUGAAAGCACAGGUGCAAGAAGUGCGGCAGCUGUCCCAGAAAGCAGAGACCAAGUUAGCUGAAGCUCAAACAGAAGAGCUCAUAAAAACUCAAGGAGAGGAUUCUUCAUUGCCACAGGGUGUUUUAGGAAGUACAGACGCGGGUGAGGACCCUUACCUUCGGGAGGACUGA